UACGGUAAUAUAUGGUGCCUCGCCCAGCUGUAGGCUACUUUAGGGGGUGUAGUGAGGGUGUGUAGGCCUACUGCACUUUAUGAAUAAUGAAAAAGUGACGUAAACAAUGCGGCUCUCUUUGCGGCUCCAGGCUCGAGGCGGGCGCACGGAGGCGUGAUGCGGCCGUGACGUGGUUUGAGUCGGGGAUCUUUAAUCCUCUGCCGCAGCAGCCCAGCCGGUCACCGGAGGAGGGGGGCAGCAAGGUUCGGACAGGAAUGGGCCGCGCCGGCUAGGAUACGCGUAACCAGGCCGAAACAGCUCGGUGUUUAGGUAGAUAGUGAGACCGCCGAGACGAGGAGAGAUUACGACGAGAACCAGGCGAGUAUUUCUGCCUAGGCCUGACCCCCUCCACCUCCAGCCAAUUCACUCAUAUUUCCCCCGCUGAAAGGACCACACGCAGACACACGGGCGGUCGAAUGUACACAUUAUUUAAAACGCUUUUAUGCUGAAUUAAAACGUCGAAUUUGGUAUUCGUAGAAUUAGCCGCCGCACGGAUACGGCGCCUCGCCCUGCCAGUUUCCCCGAGAGUAAUUUAUUCCUCGGUUCGCCCUUCACGAGCGUCGCUGCGUCCCUCUUUUCCUGUCAGCUACUGCGCAUCAGCACAACAUGCAGGAUGAGCCUGUGGGGGUGACAGCCGCGCAGUUACCCCCAUCAGCCGAGGAGGAGGACCGCAGCAGCGGCUCGGUCAGCAAAUCCGCGAAGCAAGCCAUCCAGACCGAGAGCCAGCUGAGCUCCUUCACGUCGGAUUACAGCCACCUAACCCAGAAGAUCGCUUUCCCCGAGCAUUUCUCCCACACGCAGUCCCUCUGUGACCUUCAGCGAAGCAUACAUCAGCAGUUAGAGUUCACCCCGGCCGAGCAGUCCCCCCCGCCCCAGGGGCGCUUCAGUCACCUGCAGCCCUUCUCCAGCGCCGCUGACCCCCGCGACUCUGCUGUGGAGGCGGCCGAAGCCGAUGCUGCGACGCCAUCGCCUCCCUCUGUAAAUCUGAACGAGAUCCAAAUGGACUCCCCCAUCGCCCACCACUUGAAUAACGGCAAUGGCAGCAGCAGCAGCACCGGCAAUAUGCUGUCCGGGGGUCUCAGCGCCGCUUUCCCCAACCUGCCCUCCUCCCAGGAGAUCCAGAGCGGCCCGUCCUCGCCCUCCCUCCCCGGUUUCGGCACCCCUUGGUCCGUGCAGACCAGCUCCUCGCCCCCACCGGCGGCCAACUCCAUCAACCCCAUGCACGCGAACGCCAUCAGCCAGAUGCCCAGCACGGACUCCGAGAACAGCUUCUACCCGGGCAUCCCGUCCUCCAUCAACCCGGCCUUCUUCCAGAGCUUUUCGCCGGUGUCGGCUAAUCCGUGCGCCGGGAUUAACGUGCAGGGCUUCGGCGGUCCGUUCUCGCCUCAGAUGAACGUUCCUCAGCAGCCGCAGAGCCGCAGGUCCCCGGUCAGUCCCCAGAUGCACCCCCAGCAGGGGGCCUUCCUGCAGCAGAGGAACAAUUACAACCAACACCAGCCCAUGGUGAAAGCGUCCCCGUGGGGGAGCCACCAGGGGAACGGCUGGGGCGGCGGCGGUGGCGGGGGCAUGUCUUGGGGUCGGGACCACCGCAGAGGCAGCGGCAUGGGCGUGCCCGGCUCUGUCAGUCACGCCUCGCCCCUGAAGAAGCCCUUCUCCAGCAACGUCAUUGCUCCGCCCAAGUUCCCGCGCUCCGGAGGUUCCCUGGGGCCGAAGUCCUGGAUGGAGGAGAACAUGUUUCGCACAGACAGCAACAGCAACACCAUGUUACCCCUGCAGGACCGCUCCAGAAUGUACGACAGCCUGAACAUGCACUCCUUGGAGAGCUCCCUGAUCAACAUCAUGCGAGUGGAGCAGGACCCGAUAAAAGGCCGUGUGGGCUGCCCUAACCCCGGGGCCGACGGCCUUCUCAUGCUCAAUGCCAGAAGCUAUGGGAGACGUCGAGGCCGCUCCUCUCUCUUCCCGAUCGACGACAAUCUCCUCGACGAUGGCCACGGCAACCAGGGUGUCCCUGGAGUCCUCGGCUCCCCCAACUGCUACCCCCACCAAAACGGGGAGCGCAUCGAGCGCUUCUCUCGUAAGGUGUUUGUGGGGGGCUUGCCUCCUGACAUAGACGAAGAUGAAAUCACCUCAAGCUUCCGUCGCUUCGGUCACCUGGUGGUCGACUGGCCACACAAAGCUGAGAGCAAAUCCUACUUUCCACCUAAAGGAUACGCCUUCCUGCUGUUCCAGGAGGAGAGCUCGGUGCAGGCCCUGAUUGACGCGUGCAUGGAGGAGGAUGGGAAGCUCUACCUGUGUGUUUCCAGCCCCACCAUCAAGGACAAACCAGUGCAAAUCCGACCAUGGAACCUGAGCGACAGUGAUUUUGUGAUGGACGGAUCACAGCCUCUCGAUCCCCGUAAAACCAUCUUUGUGGGAGGCGUCCCUCGUCCCCUGAGAGCAAUUGAGCUGGCCAUGAUCAUGGACCGCCUCUACGGUGGAGUGUGCUACGCAGGAAUCGACACAGAUCCAGAGCUCAAGUACCCCAAGGGGGCGGGGCGGGUGGCCUUCUCCAAUCAGCAGAGUUACAUCGCUGCCAUCAGUGCAAGAUUCGUCCAGCUGCAACAUGGAGACAUCGAUAAGCGGGUGGAGGUGAAGCCCUACGUCCUGGACGACCAGCUGUGUGACGAGUGCCAGGGCGCUCGCUGCGGCGGGAAAUUCGCUCCCUUCUUCUGCGCUAACGUCACUUGUCUCCAGUACUACUGCGAGUUCUGCUGGGCCAACAUCCACUCCCGCGCAGGGCGAGAGUUUCACAAGCCCCUGGUGAAGGAGGGCGCCGACCGCCCGCGCCAGAUUCACUUCCGCUGGAACUAACAGGGGGCGGGGGGGCUCCACAUCCAGCGGUGACGGUCAGAGUUAAGGGAAAUACCGGCUAACGGGAAAAAGAGUCUGGCUCUGCCUCUCCUGCUAAACUAAGCUAUCAGUAUAAUCAAGUGUGCAACACUAUACAAUAUAUACUAUAUAUAGCUAUAUAUCUUUUGUAGCAGCCAAACACCGCAAGCCUCAGUUUUUCACCAAAACCCCCCUCACAUCUCAGGCUCUGACAACUCUACAACUCUUUUGUGGUACUUUCAUCUUUUUCUAAGAGGAGAUUUAAAA
Molecule: messenger RNA, 3174 nt
Organism: Poecilia latipinna (sailfin molly)
Lineage: Eukaryota; Metazoa; Chordata; Actinopteri; Cyprinodontiformes; Poeciliidae
Gene: cpeb2
Product: cytoplasmic polyadenylation element binding protein 2
Exons: 11
Coding region: 646-2889 (747 amino acids)
Biological process (GO): negative regulation of cytoplasmic translation
Cellular component (GO): synapse; cytoplasm; nucleus
Molecular function (GO): mRNA 3'-UTR binding; mRNA regulatory element binding translation repressor activity; ribosome binding
Source: RefSeq, a predicted model, not a curated record